Molecule: messenger RNA, 2193 nt
Organism: Notolabrus celidotus (New Zealand spotty)
Lineage: Eukaryota; Metazoa; Chordata; Actinopteri; Labriformes; Labridae
Gene: cfap52
Product: cilia and flagella associated protein 52
Exons: 14
Coding region: 165-2027 (620 amino acids)
Biological process (GO): cilium assembly
Molecular function (GO): protein binding
Source: RefSeq, a predicted model, not a curated record
CCGAGGACGUUCACCGGCCAAUGACAGUGGUCAAAGGAACCCCAGCUAUUGCUAGGCAACGUUUGUUUGGUAUUAGUUGUUUGAGAAAUUGCGUUAGCAAAAGUUGAAGGAAAUAAGCUCUUUCUCAACAUUUUAAGACUGGGACAAAUAUAUAAUUUUACGCCAUGGCUCUUGAACCACGGGUUGUUUCCCAACUUGAACUGGAGGCUGUUAUUGGAUUUAACGGGCAUGUGGUUUCUGGCCUGAGAGUCCAUCCAGACAGAGAGCACCUGAUCUAUCCACUGGGGAGUACAGUCAUCAUAAAGAGAAUCAAAGAUGACAAGCAGGAGUUCCUGCAAGGACACACAAACAAUGUAUCCUGUAUUUCAGUGUCCAAAAGUGGAUCUUAUAUUGCCUCCGGACAAAACAACUUUAGUGGUUUUAAGGCUCCAAUUAUUAUCUGGGACUAUGAACAGCAAACAGAAUAUGCCCGGCUGUUGCUUCACAUGACAAAAGUGAAAGCACUGGCCUUCUCUCCAAAUGACAAGUACCUCGUGUCCAUAGGUGGGAAGGAUGAUGGCAGCAUAGUGGUAUGGAAUAUUGAAACCAAACAGGCCAUCUGUGGGAGCCCAGCUUUUGUGCAUAGUUCUGAUAAAUGCAUCACUGUUCAGUUCUCCAACACAAAUGACAAUGUGUUUGUUUCUGCUGGACGUGGAACAUUGCGAAUCUGGGAGCUGGACCUCCCCAACACGAAAAUCAGGCCCAUGGAAUGCCAGACUGGCAAGCUGAAGAGGAUUGUGAAAUGUGUCGAGAUUUCAGAGGAUGAUCAGUUCAUUUUCUGUGGCACCACCAGUGGAGACAUAAUGAAGAUCAACAUGAAGACGGGGCUUCUGACUAACUGUGGUCCAGUCAAAACAAAAUACAGCCUGGGGGUUAAUGUUCUCAGGGCACUGAAGACUGGGGACCUGCUUGUAGGCUCUGGAUCAGGCACCUUCACUCUGUGUUCCAGGACCAACUUCAAAAUUCACAAGGAAGUCCAGCUUGAAAAGGGGGUGACCUCCAUCGCUCUGAGAGGAGAGGGGCAGCAGUUCUUUGUUGGUACAGAGGCUGGUCAGAUGUACCGCUUCAGUUAUGAUGACUUCAAUAGUGAACUCAUUUCCACCAGCCACAGCAGUGCUGUCAAUGAUGUCGCCAUAUGUUUUGGAACAUCUGAAUUGUUUGCAACGUGCUCUUUAGAGGACAUCAGGUUGUGGCAUAUAAACAAGCCCAAAGAGCUGCUGCGCAUCACUGUUCCCAACAUGACCUGCAACUCUGUGGAUUUUAUGAUUGAUGGACAUAGCAUCAUCAGUGCGUGGAAUGAUGGUAAGAUUCGUGUGUUUGCUCCGGAAAGUGGCCAGCUCAUGAUCAUCAUUCACAAUGCACACAGAAUGGGUGUGACAGCCAUCGCAGGAACCAGGGACUGUAAGAGAAUUGUCAGUGGUGGAGGAGAGGGGCAGGUUCGUGUUUGGGAGCUGCAGCCCCGUGGCCAUAAGCUGCUUGAGACCAUGAAGGAGCACAAAGCCACAGUUACCUGUAUCAAAAUGAAGAGUAACGACAGAGAAUGCGUCACUGCCAGCGCUGACGGUGCCUGCAUCGUUUGGGACAUUGUGCGGUUUACAAGUCUAACUAUGGUGAUCGCCAACACAUUGUUUCGCACUGUGUGCUACCACCCAGAGGAAUACCAGUUCAUCACCAGCGGCACUGACAGAAAGAUUGUCUACUGGGACAUGUUUGACGGCACUGCCAUCAGAGAACUGGAGGGCUCGCAGUUGGGAGCCAUCAAUGGAAUGCACAUUUCGCAGGAUGGUGGACAUUUUGUGACAGGUGGAGAUGACAAGAUGGUGAAGGUGUGGGACUACAUAGAAGGGGAAGUUACCCACGUAGGAAUAGUUCACGGCAGCAGCAUCACCAGCAUCAAGCUCUGCUGCAACAACAGCACCUUAAUCAGUACCAGUGCAGAUGGCGCAAUUCUGCGUUGGAGGUUCCCCCACCCUCCUUCUUCCUCUUAAUGUGACUUAAUGAGUCUUCAGAAAUCCAGCAACACUACAUGCAUAUUCAAAUUUAUCUGAAGAUUAUUCUGGAUCUUUCGUAGCAGGAUGAAAACGUAACAAUAUUUCAAUAAACAUGCAGAAUUUACUCUGAAGAAAUAAAUGUAAUUUGGUUGAUGGAUGUAUA